Coregonus sp. 'balchen' is the source of this 1292-nucleotide messenger RNA. NCBI's taxonomy places the organism in Eukaryota, Metazoa, Chordata, Actinopteri, Salmoniformes, Salmonidae. The record is from the annotation of a GenBank genome assembly.
GAUGGAUUCACUAAUGAUCUCACUGUCUCACACUCCUACACCCUCUGUACACUGUCACAUUCCCUCACCCUGUACAUAGUGUCACAUUCCCUCACCCUGUACAUAGUGUCACAUUCCCUCACCCUGUACAUAGUGUCACAUUCCCUCACCCUGUACAUAGUGCCACAUUCCCUCACCCUGUACAUAGUGUCACAUUCCCUCACCCUGUACAUAGUGUCACACUCCCUCAACCUGUACAUAGUGUCACAUUCCCUCACCCUGUACAUAGUGUCACAUUCCCUCACCCUGUACAUAGUAAUCACAUUCACCUCACCCUGUACAUAGUGUCACACUCCUCAACCUGUACAUAGUGUCACACUUCCUCACCUGUACAUAGUGUCACAUUCCCUCACCCUGUACAUAGUGUCACAUUCCCUCACCCUGUGCAUAGUGUCACAUUCCCUCACCCUGUACAUAGUGUCACAUUCCCUCACCCUGUACAUAGUGUCACAUUCCCUCACCCUGUACAUAGUGUCACACUCCCUCACCUGUACAUAGUGUCUACAUUCCUCACCCUGUACAUAGUGUCUACAUUCCCUCACCCUGUACAUAGUGUCACAUUCCCUCACCCUGUACAUAGUGUUACAUUCCCUCACCCUGUACAUAGUGUCACAUUCCCUCACCCUGUACAUAGUGUCACACUCCCUCACCCUGUACAUAGUGUCACAUUCCCUCACCCUGUACAUAGUGUCACAUUCCCUCACCCUGUACAUAGUGUCACAUUCCCUCACCCUGUACAUAGUGUCACAUCCCUCACCCUGUACAUAGUGUCACAUUCCCUCACCCUGUACAUAGUGUCACAUUCCCUCACCCUGUACAUAGUGUCACACUCCCUCACCCUGUACAUAGUGUUACAUUCCCUCACCCUGUACAUAGUGUUACAUUCCCUCACCCUGUACAUAGUGUAACAUUCCCUCACCCUGUACAUAGUGUCACAUUCCCUCACCCUGUACAUAGUGUCACAUUCCCUCACCCUGUACAUAGUGUCACAUUCCCUCACCCUGUACAUAGUGUCACAUUCCCUCACCCUGUACAUAGUGUCACACUCCCUCAACCUGUACAUAGUGUCACAUUCCCUCACCCUGUACAUAGUGUCACAUUCCCUCACCCUGUACAUAGUGUCACAUUCCCUCACCCUGUACAUAGUGUCACACUCCCUCAACCUGUACAUAGUGUCACAUUUUCUCACCCUGUACAUAGUGUCACAUUCCCUCACCCUGUACAUAGUGUCACAGUUGCCUACUUGUUUGACA